Cylicocyclus nassatus is the source of this 1651-nucleotide messenger RNA. The record is from the annotation of a GenBank genome assembly. NCBI's taxonomy places the organism in Eukaryota, Metazoa, Nematoda, Chromadorea, Rhabditida, Strongylidae.
AUGAGCAGUCAAAACCUAUUUUCACCGGCUGAUUCUGCUGAUUCUUCUAUACCAGCUGGUGCUGAGGCCACAAAGUAUAACAGUAGCCACCAUCACCGUCCUGCGUCAUCUAGAAAAUUAUUCGUAAAUCACAGUAGAGAGAACAGAUGCCACUCUGAAGGAAGUCACAUUGUGGAUGGUACUGAGGCUGUGAUCAGAGAUGACAAUGAGUAUCUAGGAGGGGAAAACUUGUUGCCCGCGGUGUCCUGCGAGAAGCUGGCUAACCACGUAGACACUAUGUUCGCAAAGUUAAACGAUGACAUGAAACGCGUAGCCGCAAUUUAUGGUGAUGGAAGUUUUUUUGCGCGAAAUUUCGAAACUUACGAUGCUGAAGUGGAGGAAUUGGGAAAGCUAAAUGAAGCAGAGGCUAGAGCACAACUUCAACGGUACGCGCUGCGGUGUCACGUGAAUGAGAAGGAAAAAGAACAGCUGCAUAAGAGAAAUCGGGAACUGAAUGAUGCCCUCGAAAUUUUGCGAGUCCACAUUUUACGUACGCAAAGCAAUGUGCUUGAUCAGGCUCGGAGAGUUGCGAAACAGGCUACAGAAGGUUUGAAUGAGCUGCUUCAAUCUUCAUCGAAGGAAAUCACAAAGCUAAAUCAGAAAAAUGCUCUAUCGCUGGCACAAAGUAGCUCUUUACAAAAUCAGCUCAAGCAGACAACUGCUCAGUUGGAAGCAAAGAAAGAAGCCUUGAAAGAAGCAAAUAAAAAUCUAGACAUGCUUCGUUUUGAAAGAGAUUCGCUGCAGAAUCACAGCGAUCAACGUGAUCAAAAGCUAGAGCAACUUGAGUCUCGUAUACAUGAUCUCAGUGAAGAUUUAAGACUGAAAGAGGAAGCCGUGAUAAAAGCAAAAGCAGAGCUCAGCGUUCGAGACCAAGAAAUUCAAGCUUUGAAGGAAAAGCUCAAAGAGGUGGAGACCGCUGCUGACGCAUGUCUAAAAAGAAGAGAGCUGGAAAUCAAAAGACAAAUGGAUCAUUAUCUGCAAGAAACGAAGGCUAUUGAUGCCGAAAGGGAGCGACAGGCAAGAGCGAAGAUUUUAGAAGUGCAGAGGCAGCUUAAAGCUGUUGAAGAUCAACGUGACGAAGCAGAACAACGGGCGCUAGCAGCGGAGGAGAAGGUAGCAGACUAUGAGGAAAACUUCCUGAAGUAUCGUGGACAAAUGGAAGGUGAAGCAUUGCGCGCAAUCACGAGCGGCUACCGUAACGCGUUGUCUGCAAUCCCUUCGUCAAGAAUCACUUCAUCGCCUUUAGAUCGACUGUUUCCUAACAGAACAUCGAGCUACAGAGAAAACAUUGACCCGGCCUGUGAUCCUUUCGAGAAAUUGUAUACUGCUAGAACAUCACACAGCAGAAUUCCUCCAAGAUCUGAAGCAACAUCCUCAAGAGCCCAGAUAUCUCGCCCUCGUCGUAAAAAGUGACCAGAAAUGAAGUUUUUAUAACCAGAUUUAUCACCGGACGAUCUCUUACCAGAUCUAAGUACUCGUACACUCAGCUCACUUCAGUUAUGAAUCUCACGCAUUAAGUUGAUUUCUGUACAUCUACUCCCAACUAGAAAGUAACAUCUAACGUAUAGAGUCAAACUCCGAUGCUUCAUGUAUCAUAUCAAAUAUCACGUCU